CAAAACAAAGUAAUCCCAUCUUGACUGUUUCAUUUGGUUUUGAUUAUAGUCACAAUUACCUAGUUUUUGUUCAAGUCAAACAUUUUUGAUUACAUAUCCUCCAUGAUUUCAAGUGACAUUUCUGGUGUAUGAGUAAUCUAUGGCUUCAACUGAUUAUAAGGUUAGUAACCAUAUACAUGACGAUGUUGUCUUAUCUAUUCUGUCAAAAUUGCCUUUAAAAUCUCUCAAGCGAUUUACGUGUGUAUGCAAAUCUUGGAUUCAUUUAUUUGAAAAUCCUUAUUUUAUAACCAUGUUUUGCAACAAUCUCAUAUCAAGAUAUCAUUCCUUUUACGAUGAUACAUGUCUCCUCCUAAAGCAUACAUUUCCAGGUGAAGAUGAUUGCACAAUGUUUUUACUUUCUGGUGAGAGGUUCGAUAGUAAAUUGAAAUUAGAUUGGCCACAUCCAUUUCAAGAGAAUAGCACUAAUAUUGAGAUUUUGGGUUCUGGUAUUAAUGGUAUUCUUUGUCUUUACAAAGUGAAUCACACCCCAAUUGUAUUAUGGAAUCCAGCUACAGAGGAAUUUAAGGCCAUUCCUCCCAACCCCGUUGAGGAUCUAUGCAAUUUCACAACAUUGGUUACUCUUCAUGGAUUUGGUUACGACUAUAUCAGAGAUGACUAUAAGGUAAUUCGAAGUGUGGAUUUUAUUUCAACUCUCACUCACUCUGAACAUGAUACGACAAUGAGGCCACAACCUUUAUGGGAGAUAUAUAGCGUAAGAAUGAAUUGCUGGAUGAAACUUAAUGUUGAUAUGCCUCCUCGUUAUGUAAGUAAUGCAGGUGGUGAUGUAUACAUGAAUGGAGCGUGUCAUUGGUGGGGGGUGACAAAUAAUGAAAUGCAUUUGGUGUCAUUUGACUUGAGCAAUGAGUUUUUUCUUACAACCCCCUUGCCUGCAUAUGCAUAUGAUAGUUUUGAAUGGGUGGAAAAACACCUAGUUGUGUUAAAUAUGUCUAUUGCUAUGAUAUCAAAUUAUGCAACAACAGCUUCUUUUCAUAUAUCAGUUUUGGGUGAAUUCGGUGUCAAGGAAUCAUGGACCAAACUCUUUAUCAUUGGACCGUUACCUUGUUUGGAGCAUCCUAUCGGAGUAGGAAAAAGAGGGGAUAUAUUUUUCAAUAAAGAUGACAAUGAAUUAGUCUGUUUUGAUUUGAGUAAUGGGAAAAUUGAGAAGAUUGGUAUUAAAGGAAGGUUAUUUUGUUGUCAAAUGGUAAUUUAUAAAAAAUCAUAUUCCAACUGGAUGAAUAAAUAAUUAAUCAUUUUUGUAGCACAAGCUUUAAGUUUUCCCCAAGAGAUUUAUUUGUUCAAUUUUGAGGUUUUAC
Cicer arietinum (chickpea) is the source of this 1352-nucleotide messenger RNA. Its product is annotated as F-box only protein 8-like. The record is from RefSeq and is a predicted model, not a curated record. NCBI's taxonomy places the organism in Eukaryota, Viridiplantae, Streptophyta, Magnoliopsida, Fabales, Fabaceae. Gene Ontology annotation, molecular function: protein binding.